AUGUUCGCACCAGCAGCCUUUAUUACGCUUCUGACCGCCCUUUCUGGCGUCGCCGCUGUACCCUUCAGCCAGCUCUUCAGGACCCUUCCUAAGGACAUUUCCCACGUCGCCGUCGACGAGGCCCACGGACACUACCUCGCUUUCAAGCGCGACGGUUCUCUAUACGGCAGAUACCCUGUCGAUGCACAGUCCAACGGCCUCGAGCGUCGUGCCGCCAGCCAGUGCGCCCAGCUCUCGGUAGAUGAAGCCAAAACUCUUCCCGGAUGGGAUGCCAUCGUGCAAUAUGCCAACAAUAAUUGGGGCGAUGGUUCCCGCACCAUUGUUACUAACCCUUCUGACUACGUCGACAGUCCUGCCCAGGUUUGUAUCACAGACGAUGUCGUCGAGCUCAGUUUCUCCGGCGACCCGGUUUGCCAGACGCACACCACCUCUUCUGAGGGUAGCCUCGUUGGUACUUCUGGUGAAGUCGAUAUCGAAGUCGACCAAGGCUUCAACACUGACACUUCUUACACCCUCACCACUGCAUCAACGAUUGGAGUUUCAGACACAUUGACCGUCAAAGUGGGCGUUCCAGAGGUAGCCGAAGUGACUGACGCUUUGACCAUCUCUACCGAGGUCACGGACACGACCUCGAGCACCUUCGACGUAUCCUACAACGACGUGAGCAAAGUCACCAUAAAGAUGACUGCUCCAGAAGGCAAGACUUGUACGGCUACGACCAGCACCAAGACUUGUAACAUCCAGGCAACAGGAAAUAUCCGUUACCUCGCGAGCGGGUGGGUUUGGUUCAACUACGACGAUGAGACUGACGGUCACUACAAAUGGGCUGCUAGCAUCGAAGCGGUCCUCACGAACCAGGAUGACCGCUCGAGCUUUGCCGAGUUCAAAGGCUCUAUGGUGGCAAAUACCCAGACUAGCUAUGCUGGCACCUGCACGUAA
Messenger RNA from Guyanagaster necrorhizus, 939 nucleotides. RefSeq lists its product as uncharacterized. The record is from RefSeq and is a predicted model, not a curated record. NCBI's taxonomy places the organism in Eukaryota, Fungi, Basidiomycota, Agaricomycetes, Agaricales, Physalacriaceae. The coding region runs from base 1 to 939 and encodes 312 amino acids. The transcript is spliced from 9 exons.